AUUAUCUGUAGUCCACAAUGCAGUUUGAGAUAAAGCAUACCUAUAACACCUGUAACCGUGUAUGCACAAACCGAAUGGCGGUGUACUGGCUCAGUGAUCACUCAGUUGAUUAGUACGAGGUGCAGCUCUCCCACUCAGUAGCAGCUGUGGCUGUGUACACCCAGAAGUGUGCAGCGUUCUGCGGAGCUCGGCUGGAAACACGCUCCUGUACAAGCGUUCUGUUUGGAAUCCUGUCAUUAGAACCCACGCUCACACGGUAAGGACAGGGUCGUUUUCUGUUAGGACUGCUGGCAUUUCGGGUGGGCGAGCUGUGCAACAGCAGGGACAAUAUAAAACCAGCUCGCAUCUACAGGUUAGUAAAUAAACCCAAAUGUUUUCUUAGAGCAGCCUCGGCCUGAGCGUAAAGCUCGAUAUAACCAUGCUGUAGCUGCAUCUUGUUAGAGAAUUCCAUCAGGGCUAUUCAAUAAAGUAAAUUCAAAAUGAAUCUUACAAUUAAAGGGACACUAUGGUCACCAGAACCACCACAGCUUAAUGUACUGGGUGGCCCAUAAGUCCCUACCCAUCCAGCACACAGAUACACUGGAUACAUAAGAUAUAUGGAUGGGUAGAGACUUACAGGCCACCCUGUAGUUGUUCUGGUGAGUAUAGUCAGUCCCUGCAGGCUUUUUAAUGUAAACACUGGCUUUUCAGAUAUGCUUGUUUUGAUUGAAGUUUAUAAAAGUGCUGAUUUCUACUUGAAAUUAGCGCUUUUAUAAAUAAGUUCAGAAACACCUUCUGACAACUUCGGCAAAUAGGGAUGUUAUCAAUUUGAUUAUGUUAGCUCUACAGAUACAAAAGAAUCUGGGCAUUGGGGGGAUCCCUUUAACAUCACCUAUUAUUCUCUGUUGGAGGCAAUUAAAACUUGUCUCCAGGGGCGGGCUGGGCCGGGGGGCAGGGAGGCAAUUGCCCCCCAGGCUGCCCUAAAUUCUGUUAGGACCGGCCACUGCAGGGCCGGCCCUUUAAAUGCUGCAGCCGCCUGAGCGUUCUGUGAAGAGCCUCAGGCGGCUGCAGCUGCUCUUCUCCCCCCCCUCCCCUGUAGCGUGGCCGAGCUGCUCGCUGGUCCACGGUGCCCGGCCGGACUGAUAGGAAGGUGCACACUCAGUGUGCACUUCCUGUCAGUCCGGCUGGUUACAGGAAACAGAAACUCCGCGCGGAACACCAGCGAGCAGCUCGGCCACGCUACAGGUGAGGGGGGGAAGUAAGUGAAGGGGGAGAAGUAAGUGAAGGGGGUAAGUGAAGAAGGGAGGACAAGUGAAGGAAGAGGGAAUAAGUGAAAGGGGUAGAAUAAGUGAAGGAGGGGAAGAAUAAGUGGAGGGUGGAAUAAGUGAAGGAGGGAAUAAGUGAAGGAGGGGAAUAGAAAGUGAAAGGGAGGGAAUAAGUGAAGGGAGGGGGAAUAGAGUGAAGGGAGGGAAUAAGUGAAGGGAGGGGGAAGAAUACGAAGGAGGGGGAAUAAGUGAGGAGGGGGAAUAAGUGAAGGAGGGUAAGUGAAGGAGAAUAAGUAGAGGAGGGAAUAUAAGUGAAGGAGGGGAAUAAGUGAAGGAGGGGAAUAAGUGAGGGUGUGGAAUAAGUGAAGGGAAAUUGGAAUAAGUGAAAGGUGGAAUAAGUGAAGGGGAGUGGAAUAAAUUGAAGAAGUGGAAUAAGUGAAGGGAAUGAAGAUGGGGUGUAAAUAGAAGAGGGAGUAAGUGAAGGAGGUGGGGAUUUAGUGGAGAAGUAAGUGAAAGGAGUAAGUAAAGAUGGGGUGUAUGUAAAUGAAAGAGGAGUAAGUGAAGGAGAGGAAAUAAGUGAAUAGGAGAGUAAGUGAAUAGGGAGGGUAACAGAAGGAGGAGGAGAAGUAAGUGAAGGAGGGAGUAAGUAAAGGGGAAGUAAGUGAGGAGGGGGAGUAUUAAGUGAAGGAGAGUAAACAUUGAAGGAGGAAGUAAGCUUAGAAGUAGGAGGAGGGGAAGUAACAGAAGUAGGAGGGAGAAGUAAGUGAAGGAGUGAAGGAGGGGGGAGUAACAGAAGGAGGAGGAGGGGGAAUAAUAAGAAGAAGGGGGUAUGAAAAACGGGGGGUAAGAAGAACAAGGGGGGAGUAAGAAGAACACAAGGAGGAGGGGGAGAUGAGUGAGGAGAAGGGGGACUGAGAAGAACACAGGGAGGGUGGAGAAGGGGGGGACUGAGAAGAACACAGGGAGGGGGAGGUGAGGAGGACACAGGGAGGAGAGGGGGUAAGGAGGACACAGGGAGGAGAGGGGGUAAGAAGAACACAGGGAGGGGGGAGGUGAGAAGAACACAUGGAGGGUGGAUGAGAAGAGCACAGGGAGGGUGGGUGAGUGUGAGAAGAGACCGCUAGGGGAGGGUGGGGGAGAGGAGAGACCACUAAGGGGCAGGGGAGAGCUAGAAGGGACAGCUCUAUAGGACAGGGGGCAAGACAGGGAGCUCUUUCACACUACGCGCACACACACACAAUGCAUCCCUAUACAUACACAGAAACACACAAUGCAUCCCUACACACACAGAAACACAACAUGCUUCCCUUACACACAGAGAAACACACAAUGCAUCCAUUACACACACACAAUGCAACCCUUACACACAAAGACAAUGCAUCCUUUGCACACAUACACAGAAACACACAAUGCAAACCAUUACACACACACUGCUUUUCUUACAUACACACAGAAACACAAUGCAUCACUAACACACACUCAAUGCACACACUUACAGACACACACCUUGUAUCCUUUAUGCAUACAAACACAGAUUCACACAAUGCAUCCCUUACACACAACCAGAAACACACAAUACAUCCCUUAUACACACUGCUUCCACUACACACAAACACACUGCAUCACCUGCACAAACUGGUAUCCCUAUACACUACAUACCAUAAGCACACAUAUUAGAUCCUCUACAAUAACACAUCCCCUACACACUCCACUCCCUGUGAGCGAACUCAUGGGUGGGUGGAACAUAUAAGUGGACUUAUGAGUGGGCCUUGUGGGCAUACUCACCGUCAGGCCCUGGGGCCCAGACCUUGAGCUGUGUAAGGGGCCCCCAAAAAAUGGAGCUGCUUCCAAUUCUCCCAGAACAUUGAAUUUUGUGAUCACAGUUGCAAACAGCCUCCAGAGAUCCUGUUCUACACCAGACCAGUGGAGCCAAACUGCAGCCCAUCAUCAUCCUCAUUUGGUUGUAAGUAGGCAAUCUAGUAUAUUAUUAGUGACACUAAUCUAUAAUUUACCUCACAUUAAAGGGACACUAUAUUUCCCAGAACGACUGGAGCUUAAUGAAGUGGUUCUGGUGUCUAUAGCCGGUCCCUGCAGGCUUUUUAAUGUAAACACACACUGUGGGCAGCACUGGCGUUAGUUCGUAUGGCAGCUCAUAUAGGUGGGGCAUUGUGAUGUCACAUGGGGGGCGGGAAAUACAGCUGUUCCCCAUGCAGCCACAGGUGCCACUGUGCUGGGAGAUUGUGAUUACUCUUCACUUCCUCCCAGCUUACAGAGCAGCGCAUGGGAGAGAGAGAGGAGGAGGUAUGAUUUAAUCUUACAACAAAUCCAGUAAGCAAAUCUUUAUAAAUUUGGGUGGGAUCAGCUCUGUUUCCACAGUUUAUUGGUGUUUACUCUGAUGUCUGUAUUAAUAUUGAGGGAUUUCUAAGUAGUAACAUCAGUGUGUGUCAGCAGGGCCAGCCGUUGGGGUGUGCACGCUGUGCGGUCACGCAGGGUGCCAUCACAACAGAGGCGCCCGGCGGACAACACAGCUCACAAGUUGGGGACACCAGCCUAUUCAAUUUAAACGAUUCGCUGGUGGUCCACUGGUACGCACCAGCAGUAGGUGCAGUCAGAUUAUAGCCUCUCCCUCGUGGUUCCAGCGCUCAGUUAGUGAGUCAGAGCACACGCUCAGAGAUUCUCAGCCUGCGCUUUGACAACAUUGAAAGUCAGAGCCGUGAAGGAGUGGGUAUGGCAAAGAGCUACUGAUUAGCAUAACAUCAAUAUCCGUUAUAAAACCAGGAAAAGGUGGGCACCAUUGCACUGAUUUGGUGGUGCAAUGGGCCACUUGACUGGUUUUGCCCCCCAGGCCUAAGGCUGCCAGCCCUCCCCUGCUUGUCUCCCCCUGGAAUUACCUCGUCAGAAGGCGACUAGAGAUGCACAAUGUGCAGCACCUAUGUUUAACGUCUACAUUCUGCAUUGAGACACUGAAAGUUCCCCAUAGUGAUGCAUUGAUUCAAUACAUCUCUCUGAGAAGACGCUGAUUGGCGCAGCAAGGCCAGAAAGACCUUUUUUUUUUUUUUUUUUUUUUUGGGUUGGAGUAUCCCUCUGAAUGCAUUACAGUAUUGUGUAUGUAGUUAUGUUUUGUUAAAAGUAUACUGUAGUGCCAGGAAUACAGAGCUGUAUUGCAGGCACUAUCACUGUCACUGACACUAGACAGCCACUGGAGGCAGACUUAGAGCUGCAAUGUAAACAUUGCAAUUUCUAUGGAACUGCAAUGUUUUACAUUGCAGCACUAAGUGCAAAAGGGACACUGCACCCAGACAACUUCAAUGAGCUGAAGUAGUCUCGGUGCCUACAGUGUCACUUUAAAGUACAUUCCUUAAGUCAGAUAUGCUUUCAGCUUGGUUACUCUGGCCUUAAAGACCACUAAAGGCACCCACACCACUUCAUCUCAAUGAAGUGGUCUGCAUGCAGUGGUUGUGUCCUUUUAGUCCUGCCAUUGAAAACCUUGCUGUUUGGUAGGAACGGCAAAGCUAUCAUCACAGGAAUAAACACACCUGUAGUGGCUGUUUUCAUGCCAGCCACUGGAGUUGUUUCCACUGUGACGACGGAGUUAAACUCUAUCAUGUGACGGUCUUGUAUAAUAAAAGUACACAGGUGGGGAGAACAACGUGUAAAACACUGAACAAUUCUAGCCCCUCUUAUAGCUCUUCACAGAUCCAUAUGUAUGCCCCUUCUCGGUCUCUCCACUCUGCAUGUGACCUUCUCCUGUCCGUUGCUCGCACCCAUACGGCCAACUCACGCUUGCAGGACUUCUCGCGGGCGGCUCCCUUCAUAUGGAAUAGCCUGCCUAUGGCCUAGUCUUGCAUUUUUUAAGAAGUGCCAUAAAACCCAUCUUUUUAGGAGAGCUUAUGACCUCUACCUCACAUACCUGUCUCUUGCUCUCUCUUAAAGGACAGCACUUGACUCUCUCCUCCAGCUCUGCUUCACUCCCACCUUAUUCAAUUGCAAUUUCCUGUCCUAAUGUGUUUUAUACCCCACCUCCUGUAGACUGUAAGCUCGUUUGAGCAGGGUCCUCUUCAACCUAUCAUUCCUGUAAGUUUUCUUGUAAUUGUCCUAUUUAUAGUUAAAUCAGCCCCUCUCAUAAUAUUGUAAAGCGCUGCGGAAUCUGUUGGCGCUUGUGACGACCUAAACCUCGUCACGGUGCUUGGAGGGGCCUGCUGGCAAAUUCCGUAGCACUGUACAAUGGGUGGACCAACAGACUCAUAAUUGUCACAAGACAAGUGGACGCACAGGAACAGAGGCAUUGAAGGCCCUGCUCAAUGAGCUUAUAUGCUAGAAGACAUAAGGAUUCUUGUUUCCUUUCUCUGCAGAUACUGUGCUGUAUUCAAUCGCAAUGGAUGAGCCAUAUAACUUGGAAUUGUUUCCUGGGUGUCAGAUAAAACUGUUACUUUUUAGAAAUAUUAGAAAUGCAGCAGCCCUAAAACGUAAAGCAAUGGAAGGAUCCAUUGAAGGUGCAUUGCUAAAUCCUGCAUUGGUAAGUAUGCAUUGUGAUCUAACUUACAAUGGUAAAGCCAUGUCAUGUGCUGAGCACUGUUCCUCCGAACAAUAGGAAGCAAUAGAAUAUAACAGUAUGUUGAAAGGUAGUCUAACUUAAAGCCAUUAGUAGAAAAACCUAUUCCCUAACAAGUUUCACAUCCAUCUAAGAGUUCAGGGCUGGCUAAUGUGAAUUUGGUGUAAAUUUGGCAUCUGACACCAGCGUGCACAGCAUGCUCAUUGAAUUGGUUAUAGUUACUGUAACCAAAACUAAUGUUUUCUUUAAAAACUGUUUUGUUUUUUUGCUGGUGUGACCCUUUUAAGGAAUACAGCAAAUACCUAAAACACUUCAGUUUGUGUCAAUUUUCUAAAAGGGUUGUUGUCAAUAGUAAUAGAUAAUUUUAUAAAGGAAUGUUGAUACACCUGCCAAGCUGUCAGACUGGCGGCCCUGUUCCUUCCUCCUGGUUUAUCUUCAUGUUGCUAAACUCAACGGUGCAGACGCUUGCGCGCAGUACACCUGAGUUUAAAAGACAUCCCAAUGAGCUGUAAUACAGCUUAUUGAGAAGUCUGUGAUUAGAUAGUUACAGAAAGUAACUUCUCCUAUUUUCAAGCACAACUAUUAGCUACUGCUUCUUGAUAUUACAAUUUCUAUUAAAUGCUUAAACUGUUUCCCAGUACAGAGACAAUAUUACAUUGAGGUAUUAUUCUUAUCCCUUAUCUGGCGGUUACUGAGGGUUCAUUCUGCAGCACGGUAGCAAUACCUGUAAAAUAAUUAUUGUGGUAAGCAGAGAGGAUAUAAAUGAAGUAAUACUGAAUUAAAUACGCAUACAUCUAUUCUAUUUAUUUCAAAAAGAUUCUAGAUGCACUUCAAAUCCGUGUGGCAGCAAACAAGGCAAUUCAUCUACACAAGCUUGGAAAAAUGAAGACGAGGUCCCUCAAUGCUGAAAUCAUAUUUAACCUGUCCCCCACCAACAAUGUAAGUAGCACCAUACAGGAAGCACACCGUAGUAAACUCACUGCAUUUUCAUAGUUUACAAAAAUGUCACCUUACUUUUGGACUUUUUUUUCUUUUUUUCAGUAUCUUUAUCAAAAAUGUUAUUCUCUUCAUUUAAGUAUCAACCUCCCUGUCUAUGUGUGUCUCUCUUUCCCACUUAAUACAAGUGCAUAUUUAUAGAAGGGUAUUAAAAUACAAUAUCUAAAUACAAAGGGCCUCCUGAGUUCACUUCAGAGAGUUAAAAUAGAUAUGUUCUAUAAUGUACUGUCUGGGUCUAUCCAGCACUGUAUUUCUUAUACUUUUAUUUUUGUUGGAAGUCAAAUGGGUAUGAUUAGUUGUCAGCCCCACCUUAUUCUGCAUAUUCAUUACCCCACUAAAGAAAUAAACAUUUAUAUUAUGCGCGCUUGAAAAACAUGAAUACCAAAGAAAGUGAAAGCGCACACGAAGUGAAAUAUAUAAAUAAUAUUAUUACCCUUCCUUGUUAUAAGUAAUUUAAAUAACAAGCAAGGGUAAUUCUAAUAUAUCUUAUUUCACUUUGUGUGUGCUCUCACUUUCUUUGGUAUUCUUGUAUUUAGAUGUAGGAUUGUGAAUAUCUAGUGAUUGACUCACGGGUGAUAUAGCUGCACCACUUUUAUAUUUAGCGCCAUGCAACUAUCCUAUUUUAUUUUAUUUUUUUAAAUAUGCUUAGCGCGUAGUAUUCAAGUGUAUGAGUAUAUUUUACUUUCCCCAAAAUUAGCUGCAUUUUUGAAAGUGUUUCAGUAGCUAUUUUUAAUUCCCUUUAUAAUUUUUAUGACUAAAGGUAAAACAUUGAGGUACAAAAAGGGACUUUUUUGUUUAGGAAAAGAGUAAAAACAUAGGUAACAUAAAUACUUAGCUUUCAAGACUGUAUGAGGAUAUACAGUGAAAAAUAUUUCCAUCUGUUUUCUGAAUUAUGGACCUUAUAACUGGCUCUGAGACAUUAACAAUCAAACCUAAGAGAUUACCUAGUGUUAAAUGAUUUCAUUAGCAGAGUUGCCAAAUCUGAAGCAAAAAACAAAACAGAAUUACUACAGAAAUAAGUAUUAAAGAGACACUGUAGGCACCCAGACCUAAUGAGCUAAUUGAGCUAAUUGAAGUGGUCCGGGUGCAGUGUCCCUAUUUCCCUUAUUGCUCUAACGUUAAACAUUGCAGUUCCAGAGAACCUGUAAUGUUUACAUUGCAGCACUAAGUCUGCCCACAGUGACUGUCUAUCAGACAGCCACUAGAAGACGUCCUGGAUUGAAAUGGACCUUUGGUCAGGUAUUUGACGCUGGACAUCCUCACGCUCUGCAUGAGGACAUCCAGUGUCCAAUUUGUCCCCAUAGUAAAGCAUUGAUCCAAUGCUUUCCUGUUGGGGAAAAUCGCAUUAGCACCCACUCAUAGCGGGACGUCGGAGAGGGCGGAGCAUGGCCCCAGUGCCGAGGGACAGCAGCGCUGGGAGAAGGUAAGUAAAUAAAGUGUUUUUUUAAUCCUUUACUUACCGGGAAGGCAGGAGGAGCGAUAGUGCCAGGAAUACAGCUUUGUAUUCCUGGCCCUAUAAUAUCCCUUUAAUGCCUAGUUUCUGUAGGGUAAGCAAAACAUUUGCAUAUUGCCAUGUCGUUGCUCUGUCUAAUUGCCUAUGCACCAUCAUACAACACAAAUAAAAUCCUAAAAACUGCCUGCACCUUAUGUUUAACAUUCUUGUAUUUAGUUUACAGGGUUUUUGUAAACCCCCCCUCACUAUCCCCUCCCCCAAAAAACUAAUCUCUGGCAUUAAGCAAACUCGUUGAAUUCAAUUCUGGUUGACUGAGAGCACAUUCUGCUUCCAGCACCUUUGUUUUUUAGCAGUAAAUUUUAUUCGGUCAGAAAGAAAGAUUUUGGUGCUAAAUGUUUAUUUAUCUUGUUAUAAAUGAAUACAGAGUGUAUUACUUUUUACCUUCACAAUAAUUAUAAAUUAACCUUUUGUAAGCAAAAUAUUUUUUUCAUUUUAGAUUUCAGAAGCUUUCAAAAAGUUUGGUCUGUCAGACAGCAAUUCUGACGUUCUUGUUGCUUUGACUGAUGAUGGAAGAAAUACAUUGAAUUCCCAAGAAAUAAUCUCUCAUGUGGAUGGCCAGCAGGUCUCUUUAGCAGAGCUGUCACAACUAACAGAUAUCACACAAGUAAAAAAGGUAGGACAGAUCUCCAAAUCAAUAGUCCCAAUGCUUGAAACUAAUUACUGUUCUCCUUUUUGGCUACCGUAGCCAAGACACUUUAAUCUCCUCUUUAAACUGUAAUUUUCAAACUGCCAGCAAGCCCAACUAGCAUGACAUCACUACUACCUUAAAACUUGAGGACUUCAAAUUCAAUUUUUUGUAACAUUUUGCUGAUUUGCAAAUGGCAUCUUGGUAAAUGUUGCUGCAGUAAUGGAUAAAAAGUAUCCCCUUUGCUUGCUGUCACUAUCAGCAAUGAAAAUUGUAAACACUGACUUUUCUGAGCAAAGGCAGUCUUUACAUUUAUCCCUAAGGCCACUUCUAGUCGCUGUCACUCUGACAGGCAGACACGAUAUGUCCUUCCUGGUGUGGUGCUCCAAGCUUUGCAGAAUUCAUAUUGGGCGUCCUCAUGCUCUGCAUGAAGACGUCAUAUGCUUCACUUAGAGAUGCCAAUGCAUGUCUGAGAUGAUGUCGAUUUGCACAUUUGCACACCAUUCAAGAAUGCUUCCCUUUGGGAGAAGCAUUGGAAUGGCUGAGAUCAUCAUUAUAGGAGAGAAAUGGUGGCUAUGUUGAGCAUUAUUCUGCUGAAUGUGAUGACAUCCUGCUUUUUCAGAACUAUAGAAGCUGAAUGCAGAUACCCACCGCCAUUUAUUGGCUGAGAGCAUCAACUGAUCGCUCAGAGCCAAUGAAUGACCGUCUGUGCAUAGAAAUAUGCAGAGAAUUCACAUUUGCCAGCCUGGAACUCAUAUUUCCAAGCUGACUAGUGAUGCUAACGGAGCUGGAGGUACACUUCCAGGAGCAGAGGACUUAAACUAUGUAUGCGAAGGGUUUUCUAGAAAAACGCUGUGCAAGCCAGUUUUAGUAAAUAAUUGGGCUACUGACAAGAUGAACUUGUACGGAAAGCAACACCGGUGCAUAUCCCAAUAGCCCAGAAUCGAACAUCAACAGGAGGGUUGGUUCCAAGCAGAGAUUAGCAGUGAUUAUUUUGUUCCAAUGCAAGUAUUAAAGAUUAAAUGAAUACUAAAUGCAUUAAAAAAAAAAAAAACUUAAGGUAUGUGGCCAGGAUCCAGAUGGCUAUACUAGAGAGAGGUGUGUGUUUUGUAUAUUUGUAUGCACACGUGGCCAAGUCAUUAAUUCUUCUCUUUUAUAAAAGUACAAUACACAAAGAUCCAUUUUAAUACAAUCCUCCCUGAUCUUUGUACCUUGGUAUACUAGUUUUAUUGAUACUCUUUAUGUAACACUCUGUAAAUACAAAGUGUUUUAUAUUUAAACUGAUACCAAGAAUAACUACCAGGACAAAACUCUGGUACCCAAAAACGCAGUACUGAUAUUCUCAGUUCAUUUUAGUAAUAGUUUCUCUAAUUUCUUGGGGUUUUUGUUUGACUGUCUUUACUGAAACUGUGAAACUUAAAAAAGUACAUACAGAGACAAAAGGUGUAAAAGGAAACACUUGCACACUAUUUAGGCACCAUGGCCUCAUUUUAAUAUUUUUGGGUAAGCUUUUCAAGUGAUUUAAUACUUUUCAAUUAACUUUUCAAAAUUUUUUUAAACAAAAUUGAUAUUUGUUAAUAUAUUGCUAUAUUUUUUAUAUAUUAUCUCUUACAAUAUUUCAGUAUUUUGAAUAAGCCAUUUUAAAAGUAGAUUCAAAAAUAUUAAAUCAUCUAAAAGCUUAUCCAAAAAUAUUAAAUUGAGGCAUAUAUCAGGUAUGUAUCUGCCUUAGGAAAGUUGCAAAAAAGUCUACAUGAAACAGUGCAAAUACUUGAUGUAUACAUAGCAAAUGUGCAGUCUCCCUACACAUUUCCUGAAAGAGAGUCGAUUUUUUUAUUUUUUAUUUUUUAUUUUUUUUUUUUUUAUGUGCUUUUCUUAUUGCAUGGUGUGUUUAAUUUAAAACUUCUUAACUCCUGCUAUGUUAAUAGCCUGUUAGAGCCUGCAACAGCCUUGUGUGUGUGAUUAAAUAUUAAUUAACAGAGCAGGAGAUAAAAACAUCUAAAGUAAACAAACAUAGCUGUAAGAUCAGAUUGAAAUGUAAAAAAAAAAAUUUUUUUAUGAGACUAAUUUUAUAAAAAACAUCAAACUAUAUGAAAGAUCCAAUCAGCAUGAGAAUGAAGCAAUAUAGAUUAAAGGCACACUCCAAACCCCUAAGGCCGAAAUACUUUACGUGUGAAGAGCGUUUUAUUUAUUUAUUUAUUUUAAUUGCAUUUUACAAACCGUACAGAUUUCAAAAGACAUAGUCACUUUUAUAAAUUAACCUUGUUACAACCACCUGACUUCUAUCAGGCCCAUGCCUGGAUUGGCCAUUGGGCAAACCUGGCAAAUGCCCUGUGGGCUUUGAUGCUGCCUGAACUCCGGCCCAUAGAGGGAGCUCAGUGCGGUGGGGAGAUCUGUCAUGGGGUGUAGACCAGAUACUUAUUCCACCUGACCACCAGGGAAACAAAUUCCUCCCCAGCAUCCUCUCCUGCCAAGGAUCAAGGUAAGGAAGAGGGAUAGGGGAGUAUGUAUUUUUUUUUCUAUGUCCCCUUUCCUCACCCAGCAUUCCCUGACACUCCCUCUUUUACACCCUGCAGCUGCUGCUCCCCUCUCACCCAAAAGCCCCUACAGCCCCUGUCUUCCCCUCUCAUGCCCUACAGCCACUGUCUUCCCCUCUCACCCUGCAGCCCCUGCCCCCCCUUUUACCUUGCAGCCCCUGCCCCCUCUUCUCCUGCAGCAACAUGUCUCCUCUCUCAUACCCUGCAUCCCCUGUCUCCAGCUCUCAUACCCUGCAUCCCCUGUCUCCAACUCUCAUACCCUGCAUCCCCUGUCCCAGCACCUCUGUCUUCCCCUCUCAGCUUGUAUCCCCAUGUCCCCUGUCACCCCCUCUUAUAUCCUGCAUCCUAUCUCUCCCUCUCAUACCUUGCAUCCCUGGUCUCCCCCACCCAGCACCCCUGUCUUCCCCUCUCCGCUUGCAGCCCCAUGUCCCAUCUCAUCCCCUGCAUCCCCCUUUAAUACCCUGCAUCCUCUAUUUGCCCUUCUAACCCAGAAACCUCUGUCCUGCCACUCAGCACUCCCACCAGGACCCCCUCUUCACCUCUCACCCAGCAGCUACUGUUCCCACCUUCACCUUGCAGCCCCAUGUUCCCUCUCACCCAGCAGUCUCUCUCAUACCCUGUAUCCCCUGUCUCCACCUCUCACCCAGCAGCCCAAUGUCCCCCCUCUCACAAAAAAAAUCUUUAAAAUCCUUUGUUACAUGUAAGAUAUAUAUACUAGACAAUAAUAGACGCAUUGUUACACAUACAGUAGAGAAAUAAAAUGCUGCUUUUUGUUUGAAGGUAUCUGAAUGCAGAUGUUUUCAGGGACUUGAGACUGGUGGCAGGUUUGAGACUUUCACAAUAUUUUCUUGAAAUGCACACAAAUGUUGUGUUUGCAAUUCCAAAAUUAAAUCUGAAUGUCAGGGGUCUUUGGAAUUGCUAAGACCUUUCCAUUUUGUUGCUACAAGCCUUUUCUUUAUUUUACUUCGUGGCAAAAAUAAAGUGAUUAGAUUACUGUGAAUGGCCAUUACAUUUUAAUGCAAAUAAAAUAUGUAAAUUAUUCAGCUUUAUUACAAAUGUGUUUAUAAUUUCAGUCUGUUUUUCUAAUAUACUGUUAACUAUACUGUAAAAUAAAAAGUAUACAGUGGGACCUCGAUUUACGAAUUUAGUGCGUUCUCCAGGCCGUUUCUUAUUGCGAAAAAUUUGUAAACGAAACACGAUUUCCCAUAGGAAAUGCAUUGAAAAACAAUUAAUCCGUUUUGGAGGUCAGAAAAAAGUCAAAAUGAGCUGGCAAGGAAACCAGCCCACAAUGCAGAACACACAAUAAAAGGCAUGCAAACGACGAAGCUCAGCUCCCUACCUUUCCACAGCUUGAGAAAUGCACCAAAAAAGUUCAAAAAAAGUCCCAGAACCGCUGCAAAUUUUUUUCCAGAAUGGCUCCAAAACUCAAUGCAAAAGCUGCUCCAACACCUCCACACUCGAUGCCACGUGCUACCCACAGGCUUCAGCAUCCAGGGUGCGGUGCUAUAAACCUCCCAGGUGCAAUGCAUCCUGGGGAAACUUUUUUUUGUAUUGCAAAAAAAAAUUGUAAACCGAGGCAUUAUUUUCAAUGGAUUUUCAUUUGUAAACCGAAAAUUAUGUUAACCGAGGCGUUUGUAAACCGAGGUCCCACUGUACAUUGGUUUUCUAAACUGUUACAUUUCUUCUUUAUUUAUUUACUUACAGGUAUAUAAAAUUACAGCACAAGAAGAAAAGAUUGGCUCCAUAUUAGAUGCGGUUAUAUGCCGAAUGUCAACUAAAGAUGUUUUAUAAAUAUAUAUUUUUUGGACAUGUAAUGGAAAUUACGGACAAUGUAAUUUGUGUUGCUCAUCUUUUCACUUCAUCAUGCAGUUGUUGAAAAUGUGUGUUCAUUUUUUUUUUAUUAUUAAAUGUUCUUGGCAAUAACUUACAGCAUAUAUGUAACGGACCGUUUUGCACACAAGGGGUAAAAACCGUUUAGGCGAUCGUCCCCUUUCCAAGAUGCAGUGUAAGGGAAUGCUCCAAACUCCCGAACGGCAUACAAUAUAGCACUCCAAACUCACAAACUGGAACCAUAUGAAUAGCUGCUAGCAGAUGAAUAGGAAAAGCAUCCAAGCGGCUUACACUCCUAGCAAUCAGUCUCUAUCAGCAUUCAGUAAAUCCCCCCCAAAGACGAGACAGGGCUCCGUGUUAUGGGUCAAGCGGUGAUCUGUUUAAUGAGGGCUACCUGCCCAGUAUUUAUGCAGGUCUCCCACCUGGUGGACACUCCCCUAGGGGACCAAAUGGGAGACUGUGAAAAAAGACAGACAAUCAGCCAAACAGGACACACAGUCACAUUAUAUUCCCACAAUGCAUCCUGGCUUCCUCCCCUCUGCCUUGGAGAUAAUUGAGAAGUAAUUCAAUUAUCUCCCAAGACAAAGACAAAUCGCCAUUAUGCACGUGGGGAUACUAAAACAUGAAUUACUAUUAAAAUACAUUAUAUGACAUAACUUACAAUAAAACUGUACAUUUAACAUGUCCCCAGAUAGCUCAGGUCUGAGCACACAUUAUUAAGCGAAUGGCGCUCAGACCACACGAAUACAGUUUAAUCGCCAUGGAGCCAAAGUCUUUACACAGUCAGUUCUCAUGCGAAUGGGCUCCAUGAGAUUCCUAUCUGGGGUAUAACAUAUUCAAGUAAAACUACCGAACACCGGGCCGUUCGUACACUUUCACCGAACAAGAAGGGAGGUCGGCGGCUUCAGCGGUGUUCGCGCAAAACUGUGUCUGAUUUUCGUUCCAUGAAUUAAGCGUCGAACACCGCUGUGCGUUCGCAUGUUUAAAAUGGCCGCGACCUUGUGUUCGUUAUACGAAUGGCGGCCACCCAGCAUUCGUCAAUUAAGCUGCGGUUAACCGCAGCUUCAGGGAGGUUAAUUGCCGGCACACUCCAGCUCCUAGGUGGUCCAGUCAUUCGUGCGGUUGUUCGGUAGAUUGAAUCCACCGAACACCGGGCAGAAAAGCACGAAUAAGUCUUUUCUGCAGGGGAAACAAAGUCUUUUAACGUGGGGCCAUAGUCCAAAGGCAGCAGGCGAGCAACCAGGCUUCUCCAGUGCA
Pelobates cultripes (western spadefoot toad) is the source of this 14551-nucleotide messenger RNA. The record is from the annotation of a GenBank genome assembly. Lineage: Eukaryota; Metazoa; Chordata; Amphibia; Anura; Pelobatidae.